AGAAAUACCCAACUAACCGACCAACUCACAACCGAAUCCUUAUGAGGUACAACUUUGUCAGCGCAGCGCACAACCUUCAACCAAAACGACCGUUUGACGCGCGACCUCGUGUCUCUUCUCUCCGCACUCUCUCUCUCUCUCUUCACGCCAGCUUUUGACAUCAAAACCAGAAAAAUUGUUGAAAAAUAAAAUAAAUCCGAGAAUUCCUAUUUAUCGAUCCAUCAGAAAAUAUUAUUUUUUCUGAUCUAUUUAUUGAGUGCAAUACGGUGGCGGCGAUGGUGAGCCGCGAGGCGAUACGUCGGCGUUUCGGAACGAGGGUUCCAUUUUUGUUAUUGCUCUCAUGCAUGAUUCUUCUCAGCUACUCCCAAGUAUUAGUAUCGGCUGCAGUUGUUACGCUCGAUUCUAUCGAGAUAUUCAAAACGCACGAGUGGCUUCCGUCGAAACCGACAGUUUUCUUCAGUUGUAAAGGAGAGAAUGACACAGUUUUACCGGAUGUUAAAGAAAAGCAUGUUUUGUAUACCUUCAAAGGCGAAGAAUCUUGGCAGCCUCUAACAGAACUUCAAAAUAUAAAAUGCAAGCGUUGUGGAUUCUACGAGAAGGACGCGAUCAAAUCUGACGACGUAUUCGAUGAAUGGGAGUUCUGUGCAUCUGAUUUCAAUAGUUCUGAUGGCAAAUACGUCCAUUUCAAAGAGAAAGAAUUCAACGCCACGUUUCUAUGUCCGGAAUGCGUCCCUCUUGCAAAUGCUUCAGAAGCGUCAUCGAAAGGGAAAGACAACACGAAUAUGAUUCAUUGGGCUAUAAUUGUAGUUAUUGUUGUAGCAGUAUCGGUCGUUUUUGUUGCUGGUUUGGUAAGUGGUUGCAAAUACUGGCAGAAACGAAAGAGACAACAACAGCAGGCGCGGUUCCUUAAACUGUUCGAAGAUGCCGACGAUAUUGAAGACGAGUUGGGUAUUGGACCUCUUAGCCAUGUAGUUUAAGUAUUUUUUAUUCUUUCUUUUUUUAUUUAUUUGUAUAUUAAAGUUUUGUGAACUACAAAGGGAACAAUUUCUCGAUUCCCCACAGAUAUUUUUUGACACAGAUAAAACAUAGGAUAUUGAAAGGCUGUGUAAAUGCUGCGAUUUUGGACAGUGUUUACGUAGAAAUGAUAUUAUGAAAUUAUUUGAUGUUA
Molecule: messenger RNA, 1168 nt
Organism: Erythranthe guttata (spotted monkey flower)
Lineage: Eukaryota; Viridiplantae; Streptophyta; Magnoliopsida; Lamiales; Phrymaceae
Product: valine-tRNA ligase
Source: RefSeq, a predicted model, not a curated record